AUGGUUCUACUACAUUGCAACAGGGACACUUUCAACAGCGACUUCGACUGCGUGACGAGUGUGGUGUUCAACAAGUACCCUAACCCGUAUGCGACGCACAUCCUGUCGACGGAUGUGAUUGACCGGCACUUGGACCGCAGGGGGGACGUGCUGUUCACGACGCGACUGAUACGGAAACAGGGUCGGCUGCCCGGGUGGGUGCAGUGGAUAGUGGGCGGCGUCAAGAUCAGCGACUCGUGGAUGAUCGAGUACUCGCGCGUGGACCGGCGGCGGAAGGUGCUUACGACGUAUGCGCGGAAUCUGGACCACACGCGGGUGCUUAAGGUCGAGGAGCGCACUACGUACGAGUACCUGCCGGACAGGCGGGCCACAAGCGUGCACAGCGAGGUCACCUUCACGAGCGGGCUGAACGGCAUCAAGCACAAGAUCGAGGCUUUGGCGCGUGCGAAGUUCGAGGAGAGUGUCAAGAGGAGCAGGGAGGGGAUGUCCCUGGUGAUGCAGAAGAUAGAGGCAGCUGCAGAGCGUGUCGCAGCGAUCAGCGUCGCUCAGGCGCAGGCACAGGCGCAGGCGCAAUGCCAAACACAACCUCCGCAACCACAGCAGUCACAAGAACUUAUUUAA
This is a messenger RNA of Huiozyma naganishii CBS 8797, 621 nucleotides long. RefSeq names its product Ups1p (gene UPS1). Gene Ontology annotation, biological process: phospholipid transport. The coding region runs from base 1 to 621 and encodes 206 amino acids. Gene Ontology annotation, cellular component: mitochondrial intermembrane space. The record is from RefSeq and is a predicted model, not a curated record. The transcript has a single exon. Gene Ontology annotation, molecular function: phosphatidic acid transfer activity. NCBI's taxonomy places the organism in Eukaryota, Fungi, Ascomycota, Saccharomycetes, Saccharomycetales, Saccharomycetaceae.